Molecule: messenger RNA, 639 nt
Organism: Rotaria sordida
Lineage: Eukaryota; Metazoa; Rotifera; Eurotatoria; Philodinida; Philodinidae
Source: the annotation of a GenBank genome assembly
AUGGAUAGUUCAAAACAUGGAAUAUUUGUUGAACGAACACUUGCUUUAAUUAAACCUGAUUGUAUUAAUAAAGCUGAUGAAAUUGAAACAAUUAUUCUUAAACAAGGUUUUACUAUUUUACAAAAAAGACGUAUAACAUUAACAGCUGAACAAUGUUCAGAUUUUUAUAGUGAACAUUAUGGAAAAAAAUUUUUUCCAAGUCUUGUUGCUUUUAUGACAAGUGCUCCUAUUGUUGCUAUGAUUUUAGCAAAAGAAAAUGCCGUACAAGAAUGGAGAGAUUUAAUUGGACCAACAAAUUCAAAUACAGCAAAAGAAACAUAUCCAGACAGUAUUCGAGCAUUAUACGGAACAAAUGAACAAAAAAAUGCAGUACAUGGUAGUGAUAGUGCAGUAAGUGCUGAAAGAGAGAUUCGAUUUUACUUUCCAAAUUGUGUUGUUGAACCGAUUCCAACUGGACCACCAGCAAGAGAUUAUCUUGAAGAAAAUGUUAAUAAAACAUUAAUUAAAGCAUUAACUGCUUUAUGUAAAGAGAAACCUAAAGAUCCAGUGUUAUGGUUGGCUGAUAAACUUAUGGAAAUAAAUCCUUAUAAACCAAAAUUAAAUCAAAAUGAAAUACGACUAUCAACAAAUAGUGAAUAA